AUGACUCAACGACGCCGGGACUUCGAGGAGAAGGCUUAUCCUCGGGCAUCGACCCUGGAGCCGAAUAGGCUCCCAAGAAGGGGCCGAAGGGGUGGCUGGAUGCAAAGUCCACAGAGGGGCGUCGCCAAGCUGGAUGGCACCAACUCGGCACAGCGUGCAUGGUGGGCGGAGCGGGCGGCCUCCAUCGAUGAGAGCUUCGUGGCGAAGGUGCAGGAGGCCCAGACGUCACAGACGAAGGUGCAGGAACUCCUUGAUCAGCACCUCUCCGAGAUGGACGCGCUGACGGUGGCAAUGCCACGCGCGGAUGAUUUUCGGCUGCCCCACAUCAAGGAGCUUGUCAAGACUCCCAAGCCAAACCCUGUGCACGAGGCGACGGUGGCAUCGCCGCCCUUGCAGGCCCCUCCAGAGGCGGCUUUGCCGUCCUUUCUUCACGAGUCCUUGGAAAGAAGGCAGAGACGGAGGCGGGGCCGUUUCCUUGGGAGUCCCAGUACGAGUGGCCCGAGUGGCCCGAGCACAGAGGCAGGCGCAGGCUCGCACUCCUUGGCCUGGUCCGAAGACUCCGAGUCGGAAACGGAGUCGGGCUCCGAGGCAGAGGACCCCACAGAGGCCCCGCGGCAGAGCGGUCGCUUGAAAGGGCGGCUUUCUGCAAGGAAAGCCAGGGCUAGGGCCAGAGCCCAAGAUCCGUCGCCUCCGGAGCCGGAGCAGGGGGCUCCCAUGGAGACCAUGGAGCCAGUGCGCGACUGCGAGCUCGGAAACCUUUGGAGCCAAUUCGGAGCCUCCUGGGUAGAAUACAACCAGUGUGUGGUUCCCAGCGUCUUUCCACAAGAUCCGCACGGAGAGGGAGCAGCCACCGGGGCCACUCUGGAGGCGUAUCACCACACACGGCAGUCGGCAUCCCUCUUCGACGUCUCUUUUAAGGUCUGCCUGCAGAUCAUGGGCAUGGACCGAGAGUUCGUCGCGGAUCAGUUUCUAACCUGCAGCCUCCGAGCGAUGCGAGUCGGUGACGUGCAAUAUGCAUGCAUCCUGGACAGCAAAGGCCUAGUCCUGGAUGACGCCUUCGUUUUUCUUCACGAGGCUUCAGUCAACAUCUUAGCUUCUGGUUGGCAUGCCAAGCAGCUGCUGGAGUAUCUUGGCCAGUAUCUGAUCUACGUGCGGCGCUCUGGUGCCGACGUUUCUUUCGUGAGCCAUACGGGCGCCGUCCUCUCUCUGCAGGGCCCGAAAGCUCAGGAGGCAUUGAUGCUGGUGCUCUCCGAUGGCUUGGAGCUCUCAACGUUCAGCGAGCAGGUCGCCUUGGCACCGGAAGUCCUGGAGGCCAUGCCCUACAUGAGCGCGCUCUCCUUGGGCAAGUCUGGGGUGAAGGCUGAGGCCACGGUGCUGCGGGUCGGUAUGACAGGAGAGGACGGCUUCGAGAUCUUGGGACCUUCCCCUUUCUUACACGAAGUGGCCGCGGCGCUGCUGCAGACCCCACUGGUCAGACCGGCCGGGGUCUACUGCUUGGACAUCCUUCGCAUGGAGGCGGGGCUCCCACGCAUCGGCACAGACGUCGCAUCGGGACUCCACAGUCCCGUGCGCGCCGCGCUGUCCUGGACCUUGGACCAGGGGAAGAUGCGGAGCCACCUGAUGUUCGGCUGGCAGAAGCUUUUCUUCCAGCUGGCGAAGGGUCCGAAGUUUCGGCGGGUGGGCCUGCUGCUGGACGGCCCCGGGCACAGUGGCUGCCGACUGCUCUCCAAUCCCCACCGGCAGCCAAUAGGCGUGGUCACCUCGACGGCCUGGAGCCCGCAUCUCCGGUGUCGCGUAGCGCAGGCCUACAUACGACCGGAGUAUGCAAAGGCCAACAAGCAUGUGCUGCUCACGGUGCCGUACAACCUGCCAGUGAAAAAGAUGCGGAGGAAGGCCAUCAAGCACUGGCUGCGGGCGGGUGACCUGCGCUCCGGCUAUCGGAGACUGGUGGCCGCCUGCGUUGUGCCCUUGCCCUUCGUCCCACACCGCUACCCGGAGCCAGCGCGGCAGCGAAAGGCCACCACCCGGCUUCGGUCCCGAAGCGCGGAGGAGACACUCCGAGGGGUCAAAGCGGUGGGAGAAGCCUCGAGGGCGACUCCGCGAAGGAAGAGUUCCUCCACCGGUGAGCAGCUGCGGGAAGGCUACGAGCAUGCCAGUAAGGACGUUCCGAUUCUGGCCGACUGCCGCCAGCUCCAGCAUGUCCACCAAGCCCGUGCCAGUCUCAGACAGUGGCUGAUGGUCGCCAAAGGCGACGCGAUUGAGCUCAAUUUGGAGACGAUGACCGUGGAGCAAGGGCUGGAGUUGAUCGAGAAGGAGCGGGUGCAGCCCUUGCUGACCUACUUAAGGACCGGCACCUUCGAGAACAAGACUAACAUGACAUUUAUGAAGGCGUACUCGGUCGUUGUACAGUUUGGCGACCAGCAGCAGCACUCCUUCAAGCUUUAUUCUUAUUACAAGAAGGUGAUUUCGGAUUAUUGCAAGAACGGCAUGAUGGAGCUUCAGAAGCUGGCCGGCGAGGACCUGCUGCACGCGCUGGCGCAGCUGUGGGAGAAGAACACGAUCCUAGUCUUCUGGAUGCAGCGUGUCUUCCAGUAUCUGGAUCGCUUCUUCACGAAGAGCAGUACGGAGUACCCUGAUCUUUUCAAGGCUGCGGCGCAGGCUUUUUCAGAUCCUGGGCAGCAAGAGGUGUUUUGCAGUAAGACUCAGUCCUUGGCCGAGAGUGUAGAGCCUUCUUGUUCCUCUGUGGUCCCGGAGGCGAAGUGUGUGGAGGCUCUGGUGGCGCAGGUAAACCGGGAGCGUGAUGGCGUGGAGAUCGACCAGGAGAUUCCUGUGAUUCUACUUCAGGCAGCGGUCAUCUUUGUGUUCAGUUCCAUGCCGGCAUCGGCUCAAGCAUUGACAGCUAGUGCACCUGAGGAGAGCCAUGCCCUUGCAAAAACCAAGUCAGAAUGA
This is a messenger RNA of Symbiodinium sp. CCMP2456, 2949 nucleotides long. The record is from the annotation of a GenBank genome assembly. NCBI's taxonomy places the organism in Eukaryota, Dinophyceae, Suessiales, Symbiodiniaceae.